AUGGUACGAAACCAUGCAUUAUCCUCUUGCGCUACGCUGCUCGCCGCCGCCGCCAUUGGGGCCUCCGCACUUCCAUCAUAUUCCUUAGACGAAAUAGCUUCUGGCAACGUAUUCAGCUUUCCCGUUGGCUACUCGAACAUCGCCAAGGACGACUUUUAUCCCAUCGUCAACGUCACCUUCGACGGACAGACUCUCCCCGUCCUCCUCGACACAGGUUCGGGCGACCUCUUCGUAGCCAGCGACAGGUGUAAUGUCGUUGACGUACAGAGCGGCUGCUAUCUGGCCCAGACGUACAAGAUUACGAAAUCUACGAAACUUCUCAAUGAGACUUUCGGCACUGUGGUGGGCCUCGGGACCGUGUCUGGAACGGACAGUUUUCAGAAGGUCUCAGUGGGUGGGAAGACGAUUCUGAAUCAAUUGGCCGUUCCUCUCGUUAACUUCUCGGGCAGCGCAGGCGAAUUCCAAGACGGUCAGUUCUCCGGUAUCUGGGGCCUGAACACCCGCAACGUAUCCCGCAACUGGUACUUCAACCAGCGACUUCCGUUCAUGGACACUCUGCUGGCGCAGGGGAAGUUGGCAAAGCCGCUGUUCUCGCUCACAUUCCCUCGUCGUUAUGAUCCAGACUCCAUCAAGGGAUCUCUCACGAUUGGCGGGAUUGAGAAUAUCCCAGCCGCAUCGAAGGUGACGUACAGCGAUAUGAUUGAUACUCUGAACUACAACUACGACCCUCCAGUCCUCGCCCCGCAAGGCUGGACAGUCCAAAUACAAGCCAUCCGCGUCAACGGCAAGACAAUCCCAGUCAGCAAAGGCGACCUAGACCCAGCAGGCCGCUACCUCUCCCUAAUCGACAGCGGCAGCUCACGCCUCCUCUUCCGCCGCCCCGAAUUCGAGAAAAUCGCCGCAGCCUUUACCGGAAAGACGGUCAUCAACCCAGACCAGGAUAUCUACUUCGACUGUUCCAUCCCGCAACUCAUCGAGCUGAAGUACCACGACACCUGGUUCCCCAUCGACCCCCUCGACAUGAUCGUUUCGGACGACCAUGGCAUCGUCAACGGGACGGAGCUCUGCCACGCCCCUAUCAGUACCUGGGACCGUACAUUUGGCGAUUCGAUCAUCGGGCCUACGUUCUUGAAAAAUGCUGUCUCCGUGUUUGACUAUGUCGGUAAUGAUGCUUUGGCUCAGCAGCCGCGUUUGGGGUUGGCGCCUUUGACGGAUGCGGCGGCGGCGGUGAAGCGGUAUUCGUCGCUGUACCAGCAGCGGCUCGUGUAA
Zasmidium cellare ATCC 36951 is the source of this 1269-nucleotide messenger RNA. RefSeq lists its product as uncharacterized. The transcript has 7 exons. NCBI's taxonomy places the organism in Eukaryota, Fungi, Ascomycota, Dothideomycetes, Mycosphaerellales, Mycosphaerellaceae. The coding region runs from base 1 to 1269 and encodes 422 amino acids. Gene Ontology annotation, biological process: proteolysis. The record is from RefSeq and is a predicted model, not a curated record. Gene Ontology annotation, molecular function: aspartic-type endopeptidase activity.